Carya illinoinensis is the source of this 1104-nucleotide messenger RNA. RefSeq lists its product as uncharacterized. Gene Ontology annotation, molecular function: zinc ion binding. NCBI's taxonomy places the organism in Eukaryota, Viridiplantae, Streptophyta, Magnoliopsida, Fagales, Juglandaceae. The transcript has 2 exons. The record is from RefSeq and is a predicted model, not a curated record. Bases 242 to 850 code for a protein of 202 amino acids.
AUUUGAUAAAGUUGAGCAAACAAAAACCACACCACCUGCUGCAGCCUGCAAUGGUCCAACCACACCACCUGAUCUCAGUCCCUAGCACCUUCUUCCUUCUUUGACUCUCUCUCUCUCUCUCUCUCUCUCUCUCUCUCUCUCUCCUCUGAUCUCUAAUGGCCUGUACACUUUGAGGGAAAUCUCCAACUUUUAAGCUUUUCCAUGCCUUAUCUCCCAAAUCCAUGACCUUUCACUCUACACAAUGGCAACUGUGGAGGGGCCCCAUGUUGACGCCGGCACUGCAAGUCGCUGCCGUUAUCAUCAUUCUGUCACAGGUAGCAGUGGCGUUUCAAUCUCCGGCGACUCCGACGACCAGUCGUGGCACUCGCCGGUGGAGAUUGAAGGUGUGCUGGACUCUCAGAGGGAUUCCUCUGGGUCAGACUGUUUGUUUAAAGACGACUUGGAGAGUGGGGUUCAGGAGUUGAAGAAGCAUUUGGGUAAAGCUGAAAGAGAUUGUAGGAUUUGCCAUUUGGGUUUGGAGGAUGGUAUAGAGGCCAGGGUGCUAGUUGAGUUGGGGUGUGCUUGUAAAGGUGAUUUGGGUGCUGCCCACAAGCGAUGUGCUGAGACGUGGUUCAAGAUCAAGGGAAACACGACCUGUGAGAUCUGUGGUGCCACUGCACUCAAUGUUGCCAGUAUGCAAAGAAAUGAGACAAAUAAUGCUACUGUUUCAGCCUCAGCAUUAGCAGCACCAGUGAUGCUAGUGGAGAACCGAAACAAUUGGCGUGGCCGCCGCAUAAUGAAUUUUCUAUUGGCCUGCAUGGUCCUUGGCUUUGUUAUUUCUUGGCUUUUUCACUUUAAAAUACUAACAUGAGUUCAGUUCUGAUCUCUGGAUAUAUAUAUACAUAUAUAUAUAUAUACACACUUCACCUCCACUUAUGCCCCCUUGCCCCAAGUAUUUAGAAUUGCUAUGGAACGUGUAUGUGAUGUAUAAUUACAAAAGUUUCUGUGUGCCAUUCAAUUACACGUCUUGUAAUUUUUGCAAAUGAAACAGCAAUCCUGUUGUAUUUAUUUGUCUCUUUUCCUAAUAUUGAGAAUGUAUACAUGAAAGACAACCAUUUAGCAGUC